AUGGGUUCUAUUUUAAAAACAGAAGAUGAAAGCAAAAAUCUGUCACCUUCUUUGUCAUUAAUAAAUCCAACGCAAUCUGAAUUAUCAUCGACAAAUACCAUUAAUAAUAAUAAUAACAAUAAUAAUAAUAGUAAUAAUAAUAGUAAUAAUAAUAAUAAUAAUAAUGAUGAUAAUAAUGAUGAUAAUAAUAAUAAUAAUCUAAUAAAAUUAAUAUUUAAAGAAUGUAAUAACCCCAAAAAACAAUUAGAAACAAUUAAACAAUUAAAAGUCCAAUUUCCAACAUGUGUAGAUCAACUAGAAUUUAUAAUUGAAGCUUUGGAAGAUGAUUUUUUUACUACUCUGAUUGAAAAAUUAAAAAAAAAAUUAUUAAAAGAAAUAAAGAAUAAUUUUUUAAAUAAUAAUAAUAAUAAUAAUAAUAAUAAUAAUAAUAAUAAAAAUAAUAAUAAUAAUAAUAAUAAUAAUAAUAAUAAUAAUAAUAAUAAUAAUACAGUUAGUGAGCAUUUAAUUUUAUCAAGUGAUUUUUUUAAUAAAUUUAUCAAAUUUCAAACCAUUAUAAAAUUUAAUGUACAUUAUCAAAUACAUUUAUUAAAGAAUCAUUUUUCACAAACAAAAAGUUCAAAAAAAAAUUCUAUAAAUGACUUUAAAAAUCAUUUAAAAUCAAGUGGAAUUUCAAUAAAAUUUAAAAAAAUUGGUACUUUUGAUCCAAAUUUAAUUUCAAAACCAUAUAUUUUCACUCCUACAAAUAAAACAGAAUCAUAUAUGAUUCCAGAUUUCUCAUUGCCUCUUCCAAAUCAAACAGUUUCAAAUUAUAUAAAAUCACUUUACCCAAAACUUGGAGUAUUAUUAACUCAAUUAAAUGAAACAAUUAAUUUAUCACCAACACCUCAAAUUACCACUGAAACUAUAAACUCAUCAAUAUUAAUAGAUAGUUUAGAGGAUAUUGAAAAUUAUUUUCCAACUUUUCAAAGUAAAAUUCAAGAAGUAUUACUUAAAUCCUCAUCAAAAUUCUUUUUAUUACGUAAAAUCAACAAUGUCAAAUAUACAGCUUCAAUUCAUGUCUCUUCUAAAUUUCCUACAUUUUUUCAAAGAAAUGAUUUAUUAUAUUAUAAUAAUAAUAAUAAUAAUAAAGAUGAAGAUGAAGAUGAAGAUGAAGGUGAAGAUGAAGAUGAAGAUGAUAUAAUUAAAAGAAAUAUAUAUCAAUUAUAUAGUGAUUAUAGUAAUUUAAAUUUUUUAAUCGAGUUUAGUUUUUUUUUUAAAAGAUUAACAUCAAAUAGAAUACAAAAAAUUAGAGGUAGAAUUGAAAUAGAAACUUCUGUACAAUUUGAAAUGCCAAUAUCGUUUUUAGAUAUUGAAAAAUGUAUUUUUCCAAGUAAAUUAAAAAAAGAAUUAAUUGAAUUUAGAACAGUUUUAAAGAAUAAAAAUUAUCGUAUCAAUGAUUUAAGAUUUACAGAGUAUUUAGAUGGUUUAAUUGAUUCAAAUUUUAUCAAAAUUUGUGAAUCAUUUGAAAAAUGUAUGAAGCUAAUAGGAAAAGGAAAAUCUUUAUCAGAAAAGUAUACUAUCUAUUCAAAUGCACCAAAAACAACAAAAACAACAACAACAACAACAACGUCGACGACAGCAACAAGUUUACCAUUAUUCUCAGCUCCAAUAAAUCAAGGUAGAUCAAAUGAAGCCAAGCCAACAAUAAAACAAAUACCACAAACAGUUGCCUCAACUAAAUCAGUGAUUGGAUCCGAUUCACUUUCACCUACCAUAACCACCACAAACACAACAACUUCAAUAAGACCCACCACCACAACCACUCCGACAACAACAACAACAACAACAAGUUUACCAUCAUUAUCAGCUCCAAUAAAUCCAGGUAAACCAAAUGAGGCCCAACCAACAAUAAAACAAAUACCACAAACAAUUGCCUCAACUAAAUCAGUGAUUGAACCGGAUUCACUUUCUCCUACCACAACCACAACCACAACCACAACUACAACCACAACCACAACCACUCCUACAACAACAACUUUACCGUCAUUACCAGCUCCAAUAAAUCCAGGUAAACCAAACGAGGCCCAACCAACAAUAAAACAAAUACCACAAAAAAUUGCCUCAACUAAAUCAGUGAUUGAACCAGAUUCACUUUCACCUACCACAACCACCACAACCGCAACCACUCAUACAACAACAACACCUCAAAGUGGUUCAUCCACUUUUGAUAUAAACCAACCAUUGAAACGUAGUUUAUUAAAUUUAAUAUUUGAAGAUUCAAAUAGUGCAGAUUUAAUUUUUAGAAAAUUGGAUACAUUAUCAAAAUUGAAUCCAUCUUAUCAACCAUCAUUAGAACAAGUAAAGAAAAUAAUUGAUGAGAACAAAAAUCAAUUUAAUAUGCAUAUUCAAGUUUUAAAAAUUAGAUUAAUACACGAUAUUUCAAUGGUUCAAAGAAAUAAUAUAAAUACUGAAAAUAUUGAUUCAAUUUAUCAAAAAUCAUUAUCAUUAAUGGUAAUGAUAGAAUUCAACCAUUUCUCACAAAUUUCAGAGUUAAAAGAAAAAACAAAAACUUUUAGACCCAUAAAUUCAGAUCAAUUGAAAUUAGAAUUAGAGAGAAAUAAUGAAACUAAAUUAAACUUUUUAGAUUUAAUUAGAGGUAAAUUCUCUGAUGGUUUUAUCAAAAAAUUUAAAUCUAAAACAAAAAUUAAUCGUUCCGCUAUUAAAAUUCCAACUUUUAAAUUAUUAAACUCUGAAAGGUUAACCUUAAUUUCAAAAUUGUUAUUUAAUGAAAUUUAUCAAUUAAUUAAAAAUGAAAAGGUUUUAAUAAACUCAUCAUCAACACCAACUCCAACACCAACAACAACACCAACAACUACUACAACAACAACAACCAAAUCAAAUAAUAAAUUUAAUAAUAAUAAUAAUAAAAACAAUUAUAAUAAUAAUGAAAAUUUUUUAAAAAUUGUAUUAAUUCGUGAAUUAGUUAGUGUUUUUUUAAAGAGUCCUUACGAAAUAUUAUCAAUAUUUUUAAAGAUUAGUCCAGAAAGAAUUCCAUUAAUACAGGUGAAUAGUAUUAGAAAUUUGAAAUCAAGUUACUCAAAUCAUGAAGAAUAUAUGGAUUUAAUGAAACCUUUGAUAGUGGAGGAAUAUAGGAAACAACUUGCAGGUGAAUUUGAUGAAAUUGAAGGUGUUUCAAUAUCAGAAAAAGAUGGUACAUUAAUAGGUUUAGAUAAAAUUAAGAUGAUUGAUGGACCAACAAUUCACUCAUUUAAAGAGAUAUCCGACUAUUCAAUUAUGAAGUUUGAAAUUGAUGUAAAUGAUGGGUCCCAAGAAUUAUUUUAUAAUGAUGUUUUACUUUUUAAAGUAUUUGAUAAUACCAAUGAACCAAUGUUUGCAAUGGGUUUAGUACUCAAUUGUUCAAAUGUUGAUUUAGAAGAGAAUACACAAAUUGUAAAAUGUAAAUUUCAUUCAUCAGAUUCAAUGGAUCCUAUAAUAGAAAUGUUUGAUUCAAUUUCAUUCAAUCAUAAAAACUAUUUGAAAGAUUCCAAUACUAUAAAAGAAAAGUUAUACUUUAUAAAAGUUUCAAAUUGCAUUACAUUCAUUAGAGAGUUGAAUGCAAUAAAAGAUUUUAGAAAUUCUGGAAUACUAUUUGAUCAAAUUUUACAACCAUCAAGAAAAGACCACGAUAUACUAUCCUCAAAGAGAAUGGCUAUUCCAUCAUUGUUGAGAUCCAUGUGUAUUCAAGAAUUGAAUACAUCACAAUUUAAUUCAAUUGAAACAUCAUUAUCAACAAAAGGUAUUACAUUAAUUCAAGGUCCACCAGGUACUGGUAAAACUACAACAAUUUAUUAUUUACUUUCAAUUUUAUUAGCAAUUAAUCCAGAAUUCAAGAUAUUAGUAUGUGGUCCAUCACAUGCAUCAGUAGAUGAAAUUGCAAAGAGAUGUUCAAAAAAGAAAUUAAUAGGUUUAGAUGGUAAACCUUAUUUACCAAAUAUGGUACGUAUUGGUAAAAAGGAAAAUAUAUCACCAGAUUGUCAUAGUAUUUCAAUUUUCAAUAAAACUCAACGUGAGAAAUCUGAUAGUAUCUAUAGAGCAUCCAUUGUUUUCUCAACUCUAUCUGGAAGUGGUUCUGAAACUGUUAAGAACAACUUUAGAGCAGAUAUUAUAUUAGUAGAUGAAUCAACUCAAUCAACUGAACCAUCAUCAAUAAUUCCAUUAUGUAUUGGUAAUAUUGAAAAGUUAAUUCUCGUUGGUGAUCCAUUACAAUUACCACCAACUAUCUUCUCUACAGAAAGUGCAGAAAAUGGUUUAAAUAUAUCAUUAUUCGAAAGAUUAUCAAAAGUAUUACCAGUUGAAAUGUUACAUGUUCAAUAUCGUAUGCAUCCAACAAUUUCAAGAUUCCCAUCAAAUCAAUUCUAUAGAGACAGAUUAUUAGAUGGUGAUAAUGUAAAGUCAUUAGUAUACAAUCAACAUAAUUUCCAUUCAGAUAUCAAAUAUGGUCCAAUUAGAUUCUAUGAUGUUAUUGAUUCAAAAGAAGAAAGUGGUAAAAGAUCAUUAAAGAAUAAAUUAGAAAUCACAAUGGUAUUCACAUUGAUUAAAAAGUUAGUUCAAGAUUAUCCAGAAUGUAAAAAGUUCUCAUUUGGUAUUAUUACGCCAUAUAAAUUACAAAAGAGUGAAAUCAAAGAACAACAUAAACAGUUUAAUUAUCCAUUAAAUAUUGAAACAUCAACAAUUGAUGGUUUUCAAGGUUCAGAAAAAGAUAUCAUAAUUUUAUCGUGUGUAAGAAGCGAAAGAAUUGGUUUCCUUUCUGAUCGUAGACGUAUUAAUGUCGCACUCACAAGAGCUAAAUUUGGAUUAUUUGUAAUUGGUAAUUCUAAACUCUUAAAAAAAGAUAGAACUUGGGGUCCAUUUUGUCAAUAUGUUCAUUCAAUAAACUCAAUGGUCUCAAUUGAUUCCAAAGGUAUCAGUGUUUUAGAACAACAAAUUCAAGAAUAUGACUAUUUAAAUCCAAAUGGAUUAAUUCAACCUCAUUCAGAUUCUGAAGAUGAAUAUGAUGAUGAAGAUGAGGACGAAGACGAAGACGAGGAUGAAGAUGAUGAUGAUGAUGAUGAUGAUGAUGAUGAUGAUGAUGAUGAAGAUGAUGAUGAAGAUGAUGGUGACAAGGGUGAGCAUGAAGACAAAGAAAAUUAUUAUAGUGAGAGUGAAUGUAAUAGAAUCAAGAAAAUAAAUAAAGAGGGUGAAGAUAAUACUGUUUUAGAAGAUAAUGAUUAUAGUUUAAGUGAAGAAGAUGAAUUUUUAAGUUUUAGUGAAGAGAAAACUCUAUUAUUUAAGAAUCAUUAA
Dictyostelium discoideum AX4 is the source of this 5319-nucleotide messenger RNA. RefSeq lists its product as hypothetical. The coding region runs from base 1 to 5319 and encodes 1772 amino acids. The record is from RefSeq and is a predicted model, not a curated record. Lineage: Eukaryota; Evosea; Eumycetozoa; Dictyosteliales; Dictyosteliaceae. The transcript is spliced from 3 exons. Gene Ontology annotation, molecular function: helicase activity.